AUGGCGGCAAUGGCGGAGGGGGCGGGGGAGCCGGAGCUGGUGUCGAUCCCCGUGACGCCACGGGGGCUGUCCACGCCGGAGGGGAUGUCCACGCCGCCGGUCAGGAGGGGAGGGGCGGCGACCAGCGGCGCUGGGACGCCGGUGCGCCGGGUGGUGGAGGGGCUGCGCGGCUACCUGGAGGAGGUGGGCCACCUCACGCGCCUCAACCCGCAGGACGCCUGGCUCCCCAUCACCGAGAGCCGCAGCGGCAACGCCAGCUACGCUGCAUUCCACUCUCUCAACGCCGGCCUUGGGUUCCAGGCGCUCCUCCUCCCACUCGCCUUCCCCGCCCUCGGAUGGAGCUGGGGAAUAAUAUCAUUGACUGUUGCUUACUACUGGCAACUAUACACACUCUCCAUUCUAGUCAAGCUUCAUGAAGCAGUCCCAGGCAGGAGGUACAACAGAUAUGUGGAGCUUGCACAAGCUGCAUUUGGAGAAAAACUGGGAGUGUGGCUAGCUCUUUCCCCAACUAUUUAUCUUUCGGCGGGCACUGCAACUGCAUUGAUCCUUGUUGGAGGGGAGACUAUGAAGCUCUUUUACCAAAUAGUGUGCGGCCCCCUUUGUACACCGAGCCCUAUUUCGACGGUCGAGUGGUACUUGGUAUUCACAUCCUUGGCAGUCAUUCUUUCCCAGCUCCCGAAUCUCAACUCGAUUGCUGGGCUUUCGCUUAUCGGUGGCGCCACAGCGAUAAUGUACUGCACCAUGUCGUGGGUUCUCUCUGUGAGCCAGCAACGGCCGGCGGCAGUCUCUUAUGAACAAGUGAGAUCCACUUCUUUUGGCUCAUCACUGUUUUCUACCUUGAAUGCUCUUGGGAUAAUAGCCUUCGCAUUCAGGGGACACAAUCUUUCAUUAGAAAUACAGGCGACGAUGCCGUCGACUUUCAAACACCCUGCACAUGUGCCUAUGUGGCGCGGGGCAAAAGCGGCAUAUCUUCUGAUUGCAAUGUGCAUCUUCCCUGUUGCCAUUGGAGGUUACUGGGCCUACGGAAACAUGAUGCCACCUGGAGGGAUCCUGACCGCCCUCUACAUCUUCCACGGCCACGACAUCUCUCGUGGGCUCCUUGCGGUGACGUUCCUCCUCGUCGUGUUCAACUGCCUUAGCAGCUUCCAGAUAUACUCCAUGCCGGUGUUCGACAGCUUUGAGGCCUUCUACACAGGUCGCACCAACCGGCCCUGCUCAGUCUGGGUCCGGUCUGGGUUCAGGAUCUUCUACGGGUUCAUCUCGCUCUUCAUCGGCAUCGCUCUGCCGUUCCUGUCUAGCCUCGCCGGCCUUCUGGGCGGCCUAACGCUGCCGGUGACGUUUGCCUACCCAUGCUUCAUGUGGAUCUGUAUCAAGAAGCCUGAGAGGUUCAGCUACAGCUGGUACGUGAACUGGGGCCUCGCGCUGCUCAGCACCGCCUUCAGCUUGGCCUCCUCUGUGGGUGGUGUCUGGAGCAUCAUUAACACCGGGAUGAAGCUCAAGUUCUUCAAGCCCAACUAG
Triticum turgidum subsp. durum (durum wheat) is the source of this 1518-nucleotide messenger RNA. The record is from the annotation of a GenBank genome assembly. Lineage: Eukaryota; Viridiplantae; Streptophyta; Magnoliopsida; Poales; Poaceae.